Messenger RNA from Scheffersomyces coipomensis, 1734 nucleotides. RefSeq names its product MDR family MFS transporter. NCBI's taxonomy places the organism in Eukaryota, Fungi, Ascomycota, Pichiomycetes, Serinales, Debaryomycetaceae. Gene Ontology annotation, molecular function: transmembrane transporter activity. Gene Ontology annotation, cellular component: plasma membrane. The transcript has a single exon. The coding region runs from base 1 to 1734 and encodes 577 amino acids. Gene Ontology annotation, biological process: transmembrane transport. The record is from RefSeq and is a predicted model, not a curated record.
AUGGAAAAAACUGAUGAAAAUUAUUUAACUGGUGUUCCCUUAAUCUUAUGUACUUGUUCCAUCAUUCUUGCUAUAUUCGUCACGGCUAUAGAUCAAUCCAUUGUUAUUACUGCAUUGGAAGGGAUCGAAGAAACUUUUGAUUCUGCUUCUCAAAUUGGUUGGGCAAGUUCAGGUUAUAUUUUACCUAUGGCAGUGUUGGCUUUAGCUUGGGGAAAAUGUGGGAUUGUAUUAGGUAGAAAAAAUAGUGUCCUUAUUUCAUUAUUUUUAUUUGAACUUGGGUCUGUCAUUUCAGCCGUAUCUCAUAAUAUGUCGGUUUUUAUUGCUGGAAGAGUUAUAACUGGUAUUGGGGCUGGUGGUAUUCAAACCAAUGUGUUUUUAAUCAGUUCGGAAAUCACUCCUCUUAGACAAAGAGGUCUUGUAUUAGGAGUGGUUACUAUGACUUUAACUCCUGCUGCUGCUAUUGGUCCUCUUAUUGGAGGUAUUUUCACCGAUUCAAAAUCUUUAACUUGGAGAUGGUGUUUUUGGAUUAAUUUACCAUUCGGUGGAAUUGCUGCUUUAUUCUUAUUUUUCUUAUAUAAACCAAAACAUCAACUUUCAAAACUGUUCACCAGAAGUAAUUUAUCAUUGGAAUAUUUUGUGAAAGCUUUUGAUCUUAUUGGGGUAACUUUGAUUUCAAUUUCAUUAACUUUAUUCUUAGUUGGUUGUUCAUUCGGAGGUGAAAGUGCUGAUGGAUUUACUAAACCUUUACCUUUAGCAUUUGUCAUUAUUGGAGCUGUAUUAUUCGUGGUAUUUAUUAUAUUUGAACUUUUCAUUUUUAAAAUUGAUGAAUCAAAAGAAUAUUAUCCUAUGAUUCCUGCUUUCUUAAUCGUUAAAAGACAAGUUUUAGCUCCUGCCUUUACUAUCUUAUUUGGUAAUUUAGUAUUUUUUGGAAUAAGUAUGUAUGUUUCCAUCUAUUUCCAAAAUUUAUUAGGUAUGUCACCAAAAAGUACCGGUAUUCAUUUAUUACCCAUGAUUAUUCCAACUUUAUUAUCUACCAUGACUUGUGGUAUCAUAGUCAGUAAAGUCGGUAUUGUUAAACCAGUAUUAAUCCUUGGAGCUGUGUUAUCAACAAUUGCAACUGGUUUAAUGACUUUAUUUAAUUAUAAUUCAAGUAGUGGUGAGAAAAUUGGUUUUAUUUUCUUGAUUGGGUUCGCCUAUGGUUUUUAUAAUCAAUCAGGUAUUAUUGCUGCUCAAUUAUCAAAUAAAGAAAAUAAAGCAAUGUAUAAUUUAAUCAUUACUGCAUUCAUGGCAUUUUCAAGAUCACUUGGAUCAGCUUUAGCAGGGGUUAUAGCUACAGCUAUCUAUACAUCGAUUUCUACCAAAAAAAUCCAAUCUUUCCCAGGAUAUGAAAAUGAUGGACUUCAAACUUUCCUUACUAAUCGUGCUAAUGGAACUUUAACCCCUGAUCAAUUUAAUAUUUUUAAAGUUUCAGUUACAAAAGGUUUAAGAUGGGUAUUUUUUGCCUGUUUGAUUUUCGGUGGUUUAAGUUUGAUUUCCUCUUUACUUUGUUUUAAUGAAACUGUUCCAAUUGAAAAGAAACCAAAGACAGAAGAUGAAGAAAAAACAAUAGAAGGGGCUGGUGAAACUACGGUGGAUGAUGAAAACGUACCUGUACCUGAACCUACUACCGAAGCUGAACUUGAACUUGAUCAUAAAGUUGAAGCUGAAGCCGAUAAAUCUCAAGUUCAAAUAUGA